CAGCGGCGAGCCGGCCGGGGCAGCGGUCCCGGGGGGCGGCUAAGGGAGCUGGGCCAGGGCUGCGGGGCUGGCAGCUGUGGGGCUAACGGGACGGCAAGGCUCGGCACGGCGAUGGCGGCGCGCUCGGCGCAGACAGAGCUGUGACCUGGCCCUGCUUGCAGUUGAUGAGCCUGCCCACCAUGGCAAGCCCCACUCUGAGCCCUGACUCCUCAUCCCAGGAGGCCCUGUCAGCCCCCACCUGCUCCCCCACCUCUGACUCUGAGAACCUCAGCCCCAAUGAGCUGGAGCUGCUAGCCAAGCUGGAAGAGCAGAACCGGGAGUCAAAUUGAUGCUUAGCAGACAAGUACUCCUUGAAGCCCUUUAAAUCUGCUCUGGCUUUCCUCCUUUGACAUGCUCCUGGAAGCCGACUCCAAAUCAAUGCGCUCCAUGAAUGGCUCCCGGCGAAACAGCGGCUCCUCUCUCGUAUCCAGCUCCUCCGCCUCCUCUAACCUGAGCCACCUGGAGGAGGACACAUGGAUCCUAUGGGGCCGAAUCGCCAAUGAGUGGGAAGAGUGGCGGCGUAGGAAGGAAAAGCUGCUUAAGGAGCUUAUCCACAAGGGCAUCCCGCACCACUUCCGGGCCAUUGUGUGGCAGCUCCUGUGCAGCGCUACAAACAUGCCAGUCAAGAACCAGUACUCAGAGCUGCUCAAGAUGUCCUCGCCAUGCGAGAAGCUGAUCCGCAGGGACAUCGCCCGCACCUACCCAGAGCACGAGUUCUUCAAGGGCCAGGACAGCCUAGGCCAGGAGGUCCUCUUCAAUGUCAUGAAGGCAUACUCUCUGGUGGACCGGGAGGUGGGCUACUGCCAGGGCAGUGCCUUCAUCGUGGGCCUGCUCCUAAUGCAGAUGCCGGAGGAAGAGGCUUUCUGUGUGUUUGUGCGGCUGAUGCAGGAGUAUCGCCUUCGGGAGCUCUUCAAGCCCAGCAUGGCUGAGCUGGGGCUCUGCAUCUACCAGUUUGAGUACAUGCUGCAGGAGCAGCUCCCGGACCUGAACACUCACUUCCGCUCCCAGAGCUUCCACACGUCCAUGUACGCCUCGUCCUGGUUCCUCACACUCUUCCUGACCACCUUCCCACUGCCUGUCGCCACUCGUGUCUUCGACAUUUUCAUGUAUGAGGGCCUGGAGAUCGUGUUCCGGGUAGGCCUCGCCCUGCUGCAGGUGAACCAGGUGGAGCUGAUGCAGCUGGACAUGGAGGGCAUGUCCCAGUACUUCCAAAAGGUGAUACCCCAUCAGUUCGACAGCUGCCCGGAUAAGCUGAUCCUCAAGGCUUACCAGGUCAAGUACAACCCUAAGAAGAUGAAGAGGCUCGAGAAGGAAUACGCAGCCAUGAAGAGUAAAGAGAUGGAGGAGCAGAUCGAAAUCAAAAGGCUUCGAACAGAGAACCGACUUCUGAAACAGCGGAUUGAGACCCUGGAGAAGGAGAGCGCUGCUCUGGCUGAUAGGUUAAUCCAGGGACAGGUGACACGGGCGCAGGAGGCCGAGGAAAAUUAUGUCAUCAAGCGGGAGCUGGCGGUGGUGCGGCAGCAGUGCAGCUCAGCAGCAGAAGACCUGCAGAAAGCGCAGAGCACCAUCCGGCAGCUGCAGGAGCAGCAGGGUAACCCUCGCCUCACCGAGGACUUUGUGGCCCACCUGGAGACUGAGCUGGAACAGUCAAGGCUGCGGGAGAUGGAGACAUUAGGGGCCCUACGGGAGAUGCAGGACAAGGUUCUAGACAUGGAGAAGAGGAACAGUUCACUGCCUGAUGAGAACAACGUGGCCCAGCUACAGGAGGAGCUCAAGGCACUCAAGGUGCGGGAGGGCCAGGCGGUGGCCUCUGCAAGGGAGCUGAAGCUGCAGCUGCAGGAGCUCUCGGACACCUGGCAGGCCCAUCUGUCCCGCGGGGGCCGCUGGAAGGAGUCCCCACGGAAGCUGGUCCUGGGCGAGCUGCAGGAUGAACUGAUGAGCGUGCGUCUGCGCGAGGCCCAGGCUCUGGCCGAGGGCCGAGAGCUGCGGCAGCGCGUGGUGGAACUCGAGACGCAGGACCACAUCCACCGCAACCUUCUGAACCGCGUAGAGGCAGAACGCGCGGCUUUGCAAGAGAAGCUGCAGUAUUUGGCUGCGCAGAACAAGGGGCUGCAGACACAGCUGAGUGAAAGCCGCCGCAAGCAGGCAGAGGCCGAGUGCAAGAGCAAGGAGGAGGUGAUGGCGGUGCGCCUGCGAGAGGCAGACAGCAUGGCUGCGGUGGCUGAAAUGCGGCAACGCAUUGCAGAGCUGGAGAUCCAGAGGGAGGAGGGCCGCAUCCAGGGCCAGCUGAACCACUCAGACUCUUCGCAGUACAUCCGGGAGCUCAAGGACCAGAUAGAGGAGCUGAAGGCCGAGGUGCGACUACUGAAGGGCCCGCCAUCCUUCGAGGACCCACUGGCCUUUGACGGGCUACAUCUGGCACGGCACCUGGAUGAGGACUCGCUGCCAUCGUCCGAUGAGGAGCUGCUGGGCAUGGGCGUGGGCGCAGCACUGCAGGAUACACUCUACCCGCUGUCCCCCCAAGACGCUCGCUUCCUCCGCAGUCUGGAGCGGCCAGCCAAGGACAGUGAAGGCAGCUCAGACAGCGAUGCCGAGGAGCUGGCCACACCCUACAGUCAGGGCCUGGACAACUGAGGCCCUGCCCUUGAGCCUAGAGCUGGGGGUGGGGGAGGGCCUCCAGGGCCACACUUAAACUCCAAACCCACUCCAAGGGACACAGCAGGAUGCAGAGGGUAGAGCUGGAGCCUGAGGAUCCUCAGGGUACCUGUCAUACCCACCCUCCCCAGCACUGUUUAACCAUCUUGGUCAGUACCCCUCUAGGCCCAGUUGCCUGGAAAUCUGCCCCUCUUAACAGAAAGGGCACGAGAGGACACAGAGGUCCCAGGACUGGUAACAGAAAGCUCCCUCCUCCCACCAGGCCUGGGUAACAGGAGGGUAGCCCUGCUGGGAAGGGCCAACGAACUGGAGGAGGCCUGAGGAAGAAGGGGCCACUCUGGGCUGGAUGUCAACACCUCACAAUGUUCCUGGGGAUCCCUGGCUUCCAGGGACAGAUGGCCAAGCUGGGCUUUCCUGCCUGAUGCAGGCCUCAUGGCCCAAGCAGAAACCAAAGUCCCCCUUACUGUGUACAGGGUCACCUGGGGUGUGCACAGCCAGCAGGAACCAGGCCAGGGCAGUGCCUGUCCCUGCUUCUUGGGAGGAGGGGGGGCCAGAGCAGCUGAAAGGAUGUCAUGAGACCCAGGUCCCCAGUGCCCCUACAUCUUCCUCUGUGAAGCACCUCAUCACCCCAUCUUGACCAGUGAUGGAAGGGCUCCGCCACCCAGGCUAGCCUCCUCUCCAGGGGUCCCCAGCCUCCACUUCCCUUCCUUCCCUCGGUUCCCCAGCCCCACCCUUUUGCCAGGUCCAAGCCCCAGGAGAGGAGGCUGCCCAGAGGAGUGGCAUCCCCAUGCCUCCUUCCUCAUGAUGGUCCUGUGGUCUCUGUAGUCAGAGCCAAGAAUGGUGCCAAAGUCCAACAAUGCUCCCCCAGACCCCUUCCCUUUCAGGGCCUUUUGACUCUUGGGGCUCCUGGAGCCUGAAGCGGCCUCCUCGGCACCUCCUGGAAUGGGGAUUCAUGCUCAGCCCCCCACCCCUUCCCACUUGCCCACUGCUCAGUGUUACAAAGCCUGGGGACCAGGGUGGGCAUCGCGGGGCUCUUCCAUGUGCCUCUCACACUGCCCACCACCAUUUUGCACACUGCCUGUUCACACUCCACAUGUCGCCCAGGAGGGGAUAGAAAAUAAAGUGUAUUUACACAGUCACAAA
Myotis lucifugus (little brown bat) is the source of this 3837-nucleotide messenger RNA. RefSeq names its product ecotropic viral integration site 5 like (gene EVI5L). Bases 391 to 2673 code for a protein of 760 amino acids. Lineage: Eukaryota; Metazoa; Chordata; Mammalia; Chiroptera; Vespertilionidae. The transcript has 21 exons. The record is from RefSeq and is a predicted model, not a curated record.